GCACCCCGACAAGAACAUGGCGGCGCUCGUGGCCCUCGCAACGGGCGGCCUUGGGGCCGUGAUCGGCUUCCUCGCCAUGUACCUGCCUCAGGCGCUCUUCCCGCUCGCGGUGGCCUUCGGCCUUCCCGUCGUCAUGUACGCCAUCAUCUCGCUGCUGGAGCUGAUCAUUCUCGGCGCCAAGCGCGACCAGACGCAGAACCAACAGCAGCGGCGACAAGCGCCGCGCGGCGUCAUGCAGAUGAGCCGCGCGCUGUACGAGCAGCUGGACGGCGAGAUGCUGCAGCUGCUGCUGAGCAACCGCGACUUUGACAGCAACGACUACGAGCGCCUCAUGCGCCUCGAGACGCUCAACGAGCGCAGGCACGAAGGCGCCACGCCGCAGCAGAUCCAGCAGCUGCCUGUUGUCGCGGUGACCGAGGGCAUGUUGCAGGCCUCGGAGAACGCGAGCUGCACGGUAUGUCUGAGCACCUUCGAGCUGGGCGGCUGCGUGCGGAUGAUGCCGUGCUUCCACCGGUUCCACCCGGAGUGCAUCGACCCGUGGCUGCAGGAGAAGGCGUUGUGUCCAAUCUGCAAGUUCCCCGCCAUCGCCUGAGCUGCUGGCAACAGCAGCAUGUACAUACCCUGA
Messenger RNA from Phytophthora sojae, 625 nucleotides. RefSeq lists its product as hypothetical. The transcript is spliced from 3 exons. The record is from RefSeq and is a predicted model, not a curated record. Lineage: Eukaryota; Oomycota; Peronosporomycetes; Peronosporales; Peronosporaceae. The coding region runs from base 17 to 592 and encodes 191 amino acids.